Schistocerca nitens (vagrant locust) is the source of this 2455-nucleotide messenger RNA. Its product is annotated as epoxide hydrolase 4-like. The record is from RefSeq and is a predicted model, not a curated record. Gene Ontology annotation, molecular function: hydrolase activity. The transcript has 5 exons. The coding region runs from base 954 to 1931 and encodes 325 amino acids. NCBI's taxonomy places the organism in Eukaryota, Metazoa, Arthropoda, Insecta, Orthoptera, Acrididae.
GAGUGCCUGUGGAAUUUACGUUGCGCAGGUUACAAAAAUACCAAAUAUCUAACAUGAGUCAUUACAAAAUGUUGCUGCGGCGCUUGGCACUAGCAGCAGUGACGUGGACAAAAAAAUUAAAUCUCUCUUGUCUAAGUACCGACGAGAGAAAAGAAAAAUAGAGGAAAGUAAAACAUCUGGAUGUGGUACUGACACACUUUACGAAACGAAGUGGUUUGGAUUUAAAUAUCUACGUUUCCUGGAUGAUAUGGAACUAUGUGAGAUAUGGCUGGAUUUGCUUAUCUGAAAUUUGUGUCUUUCUUUGAAACAACUGGUCCUAUAAUAUUCAACAAUAUUUCAAAAUCUGACGGCGACAUCCUAGUGAAAUUACGAAAGCCAGAACCGUCUUCCAUAUUCAGCUCACAAAGCAUGUCAUUCCCGCCACGUCUUCUAUAGUAUGUUUUGGUCCACCAACGCCGGACUACGUCGUUUUCGUCGUUUGUUUAUUUCGUUUAGUAUUAUUAAUGCAGCACCAAAUGUCAUGAAUUCUUCUUCUUCACUUGACUUAGCGUAUAUCUUGAUGUGAAUACACACAGUAACCUAUCAGUUCACCGCAGCAGACUAUGCGAAUACGUAGAAAAUCAGAAUUGUUGGUCAUAGUGUAAACGGGAAUGCGAACAACGAACAAUGUUGCCAACGUGUUGAGGGAACAAGUUGCACACAAUGUUCCGAACAAAUACAUGUUCUGAGCUCAAUGUAAACGCGCCUGUACACAACUUAAGCGCUUUUAUGUUUACAUUUACCUACGUUGAGAGUGAACUACACUUCUUGCACCAGGCUGAUACUACACUGUUUUAAAAUGGUUUCUCACAAAUAACCGCGCCAUCUGUGAAGGUCUCAUAGUGCAACACUGCAACUGACAACUUAUUCUUCAAUUUUAAUUACAAAAUACAAACAUGUGAAGCUUGAAAGAGAUGAAACUGCGACUGCCAAUGUGUAUAAAAAAAGAAGAAAUACUCAAGAACUCCCUCCUUUCGUUGGUGUCAGAUGCCUACAAAGGUUUCACUUUCACAUAUAGGAGGGAAAUAUGGGUUGUUGCUCUGGAUCUUAAGGGAUUUGGUGACUCAGAUAAGCCAGCCUGGAGGAGGAGCUACCGUGUUGACACAUUACUGGCAGAACUGAAGGAACUGAUAACAGCUCUUGGAGCCUCAAGCUGUACAGUUGUUGCUCAUGACCUUGGAGCAUUAUUAUGUUGGUACCUUGCACACCAAUACCCUAAUAUUGUUGAAAAAUUUGUGUGCAUAUCGUGUCCUCACCCAAAUGUUUACUGGAGUACAGUUCCAAGAGAGAGUGUUUUCAACUCGAGCUGGAUCAGUUUCAGUCAACUUCCUUACUUACCAGAAACAGAAGCCUUAAGAAAUGGUCUGAGCAUAAUCAAUCAGCGAUACCCUCAUCUUCAAAAAAAGAGUGAUGCAGAUGAUUAUCUUGUAGCAAACAAAUAUGCUUUCUCUAGGAAAGAGGAUUGGACUGGAGCCAUCAACUAUUUCAGAAACCUACCUUUUCAAAGAGUAAGUCCUGUCUGUGAACCAGUGAAGGCACCGUGCAUGUUCAUUACUGGCAAUCAAGAUCCAUGUCUCACUCUGGAAAGUAUUGUCACAUCAACAGAGUUCACAGAAAAAUUUCUUGUAAAAAUUGUAAAUGGAACUGGACACUAUCCUCAUCAAGAGAAGCCUGAAGUGGUCAACAAAAUGAUAAUUUCAUUUCUUAAUGUUAGUGAAUCUCCAGAGAAAGUGGAUAAACCUGUUCAAAAAGGUCUGAUGGACCGCAUGUUUGGAGCAGUCGCAUCUACUGUGAAAUAUGGAAAUCAAAUGUUUGAUGUUGUUCAGAAGACUAGUAAUAUAGUACCAGGAUUGCAGCGAAAAUCUUCAGUACUGGGACAGAGUGCUAGCUGAUAACACCAUUAAAGGUAAAAAAAUAGGGGUUUUCCAGGUUCCUUCACAAAUCUGGUGGAAAGUCUGAUCUCUUGUUAACUACAUGAGACACACAGUUCACUGUUCAUGUAUCUUUUGUAGUUUUACAUUGUCCUGAUAAGUAGAACAUUGGAGUCAAAUCUUCAUUUUCUUAUUAUAUUUUAUACAAGGAGUAUAUUUGUAUGGCAACUGAUAUUUAUUUUUUAGAACACUUUUUGUACAAAAUAUUUUUGUAGUAAAAUGUGCGGGAUGUAACAUUGGUGUAAAGACUGAAAUUGUAAGAAUUUAUUCUUGCUGAGUAGAUAAAAUUAUGCAGUGUGUACUGUUCAUUCCAUGUCACAGUUGUAAUACCUAUAAAUUUUAGUUGCGACAAAAACUUAAAUAUUUCUUUUUGUUGAGACUAUUCAGUAAUAAGGUGCUAAUUUGUACAUAAACAUGUUCUAUAUUUUAUUAAAUUAUUGAAACCAAAGGCUGUUUAAAACUGCAAAACUGUUCAAUAAGCUUUA